Molecule: messenger RNA, 2991 nt
Organism: Aedes aegypti (yellow fever mosquito)
Lineage: Eukaryota; Metazoa; Arthropoda; Insecta; Diptera; Culicidae
Gene: Hs6st
Product: heparan-sulfate 6-O-sulfotransferase 2
Exons: 5
Coding region: 1033-2340 (435 amino acids)
Cellular component (GO): membrane
Molecular function (GO): heparan sulfate 6-sulfotransferase activity
Source: RefSeq, a predicted model, not a curated record
UCAGACAUUCACACAAAGCCAAAAGGUCCACUCAAGUCAGUGCAAAAUAAGUGCUGAAGAAAACACAACAUGGUGCAAGAGCAUCGCUCAGGGCACUUUAGCAUUAUAACUCAAUGGUGACAUAUUGACAAACAUUACAAAAGAGUAGUGGUUUUCUAUCCUUCGUUUUAGCAUUCAACCAAAAAGAAUCCAAUAUUCCCAAGGCAAGUGCUGAGAUUAGUGCUUUGAUGUCGAGAUUGCCUAAACUGAAUUUCACGAAUGCACAGAAAUCCAUUCAAUUGGAUGGUCUCUAGUCUAGACAGUGCCGAAAUUCAUUUGGACUGCUUUGAAGAAGAACAAACUAUUUUUACCAUUCAUCGAAGAAUUUUCUCACAUCAUUUAGCAGAUCAUUGAGAGGAGGAAGUAAAUGUUUCGGGAACGCACUCUAAUUUUAGCGAAGUGCUGCGAUGUUAGUUCGGUAUGUGGAUUCCUGUGUAGUGUAGUGAAAGUGAUUAUCAAAAACUAAAAACUUUCGGCUCGAUAGUCUGGACGGUAGAGUACGGCACUGCGCUUACGCGAAGGUCAUCUGCGGAAAAUGGAAUCUGAUGUUCCCUAACAAGAGCUCUCCGUUUCGAAGCGAUGGGACUAGUGUUUGUCAAGUUCCAAGAACCAACUCCGAAUAAAAAUCGAUAUACGGCUGUAGGAAUCUCAAAACGACACAGGAAGUGGCUGUUGUACUGCACGAAAGUGUGAAAAGCUGAAAGAAAUCAAUUUCGGUGAUUAAUGUGUUGCUAUGCCCACUGGAGCUCUAGUUGAAGAGUUGGUGCGCUGUGCAUCCAGAACGUAGUGCGUUGAUUGAAUAAUGAUUAUGUAGCCAUCAGUGUGGAGGCUACAAAACGCGAGAGAAUCAAAACAGAAUACACAUAUCUACCUUCCCUGCACAUAUCGCAGUUAGUAUUGCGGGAAGGCAAGGGAGCAGUUUUUGGUGACCAAUUAAAACCUGUGUUGCUUUUCUUUUGUUAAAACAGUGAAGAACGCGAAAACGCAGCACCAAUGAAAAAAGUAAUGAUACCAUCGUUGGAUAUGAAAAAGAGUGUUUCGGUCAAAGUAGAUAGUGAUUUGACAUUGCUAUUAUCGAGUGGAGUGUACGAAAUUAAAAAAAUGGAGCCCCGCAGGCGGCUCCGUCCCAUAGUGAUAAUCUGCUUAUUUCUCACCAUUGCCGGUAUCAUCGGGUUCGGAUACUUCUGCCCGGAUCAGGUGUGUGCCCUCUCGCGACGCCAGGAUCUCAUCACCGCGUACGAGCAUGACAAUCUGGGCAAACCGGUGCAGCAAAACUUGCUGGCCAAUCCGGGACUCAGCUACGAGGAAGUCCUGAACGAUGACUUCCAGUUCGAUAUGAACGCCCACGAUGUGAUGGUGUUUUUGCACAUCCAAAAAACAGGCGGAACCUCCUUCGGAAAGCAUCUGGUACGGGAUUUGGAUUUGAAGCGACCGUGCACUUGUCAGCGAAAGAAGAAACGGUGCUAUUGCUUCCGACCGCACCGCAAUGAGAAUUGGCUGUUUUCGCGGUACUCAACGGGCUGGAAGUGUGGCCUGCAUGCUGACUGGACCGAAUUGACCGGAUGUGUGGACUCCGAGCUGGACAAAAACGAAGGCGAAACGGCCAAACGGCGCUACUUCUACAUCACACUGCUGCGAGAACCGAUCGCACGGUAUCUGUCCGAGUUUCGCCAUGUUCAACGCGGGGCAACCUGGAAGAAUUCUCGCCAUUGGUGCCUGGGGCGUACGGCGACACCGGAUGAGCUGCCGCCAUGCUACAAUGGUGAAAACUGGAACGGCGUGCCGUUGGAUGAAUUCGCCGGCUGCGAGAGCAAUCUGGCAGCCAACCGGCAGACUCGCAUGCUGGCCGACCUGGCGCUGGUUGGCUGCUACAACAAAACCUACAUGCCAUCGGCGGAGCGCGACCGCAUCAUGCUGGCCAGUGCCAAGCGCAACCUCGCUGCCAUGUCCUACUUCGGUCUUACCGAGCACCAAAAAAUCUCCCAGUAUAUCUUCGAGGAAACGUUUAAUCUACGCUUCGCGAUACCGUUCGAACAGCACAACAACACCGUCUCGACGAGCACCAUGAACAGUCUGACGGCCGAGCAGCGGGCCAAAAUUGAUAAGCUAAAUGCACUCGACAUCGAGCUGUAUGCAUUCGCGAAGAAAUUAAUGUUCCAAAGAUUCGAAAGACUUAAAGCCAAAGAUAAUGAUUUUAAUGUAAGAUUCACGCAUUUAGGUAACCUAGGCAUAAAAAACGGCGUUACCGAGUUCAACUGGGACAGCAAUAUUGACGAGGCGCCCAGCAGUGAACACCACUGAUAUACAGGGGUAAGGACUCGUACCGAAGUGACAGUCCCGCACAAUCCUUCGUACAACUACAGCAUAAAGAUGAUUCCGAAAUCGUUGCCAUUUCGUCGUCCCUCAGGAGGACGUCCCGCCGCCUGGACGCCAUCAUCGUCGUCUCCAUUGACAUUUACUAUCGAUAAGUUCGUUUCUCCCCGCGUCAUUGAUGUACCCGCCGAAAGUCGCCUGCCGGCAUCCGUUGGCGCAACCUCAUCAACCUUUUACAACAACACCAAACUAUUCGCUUCCACUAGUCCGAUUGAACGGAAGCUUCAAAGACGGCGCCGGCCACAGGAUCAACGGGGACGGCUAUUCAAACUCACCAAGCAACAGAUUACAAUGCAAACGCUGCGUGAUAGCCCCGCCCCCCCAUAGAGGGCCCCCACUGGAAAACGGAAAACUAACGGCAGCAGCAUAGCAGCAACCAGGCAGUGCCAGUGAUGCUGAAUAGUCACAGCGAGCUCCAAGUGUUGUAUGCAUACUGAUUUUAGCAUUUUAGUACUGACGCAAAAUGUGAAUAUUUUAUCUAAUAACACACACACAAACAAAACAAUUGUUUCAUAGUAGUCUUAAACAGUAAGGAUAAACUUGAAUACACCCAAAAUGGAUACAAGUGUAUGAGAAUAA